Drosophila teissieri is the source of this 240-nucleotide messenger RNA. RefSeq lists its product as uncharacterized. NCBI's taxonomy places the organism in Eukaryota, Metazoa, Arthropoda, Insecta, Diptera, Drosophilidae. The transcript has a single exon. Bases 1 to 240 code for a protein of 79 amino acids. The record is from RefSeq and is a predicted model, not a curated record.
AUGCAUUCCGGAGCUGCAGUCGCCUUCAUUUUGGCAGCACUGAUCGCUGCAGUAAUCCUGCCCAGCCCAGCCAUAGCCAUUCCCAUGGAAGAUGACACUGUGGACAGACCAAACACCGAUUACCCAGCCUUGUUCAGAGCCUUCCUGGACCUGGGAAACGCCCUCUUCGGCACCUGGACGCCCGAAGGAGCGAUAGAGGAGUUUAUUCGAAAGCGAGAGGCUGAAGGGCUUAGCCUGUAG